AGGAGGAGCAGGGAGGUCUGGGGUGGCGGAAUGGGGGUUGCUUUGCAAUAGCCGCCGGGAUUGAGGGAGGCUGCUUUUGCCGGGCCCGCCCCUUUUUUACCACGGGAGAGGGGUCUGGCUGGGGCAGCUCGAGGCGUCUACAUGAGGGAAAGCAGCAGGGUCACCUACCCCCUUUCCCCCCACCAUCAUCGGAAGGAUGAAGGCAGUCCAGAGCAACACCGAGGAAUCAGAGAAACUGAAUAAGAUGAGUUCCCUUCUGGAAAGACUUCAUGUCAAGUUUAAUCCCAACAGCAGACCUUGGACAGAAACCAUGAAGCUUGUUAGACAAGUUAUGGAAAAACGAGUUAUCAUGAAUUCUGGAGGUCACCAGAAUCUUGUCACUUGCUUGGAAACUUUGCAGAAGGCUUUAAAAGUAUCAUCUCUGCCUGCUAUGACAGAUCGCUUAGAGUCCAUUGCUAGACAAAAUGGUCUUGGAUCUCAUCUUAGUGCAAAUGGCACUGAAUGCUACAUAACAUCUGACAUGUUCUAUGUGGAAGUCCACUUGGAUACUACAGGACAACUGCGUGAUGUCAAGGUGGCACAUCAUGGAGAAAACCCAGUGAGCUGCCCAGAACUGGUACACCAUCUAAGAGAGAGAAACUUCAAUGAAUUUUCUAAGCAUCUUAAGGGUCUUGUCAAUCUAUAUAAAUUGCCAGGUGACAACAAAUUGAAAACUAAAAUGUAUUUGGCUCUACAGUCCUUGGAGCUUGAUCUUUCAAAGAUGGCAGGAAUGUAUUGGCAAGCCACCAAUGCAAGCCCCUUGGACAAAAUUCUGCAUGGCAGCGUGGGCUAUCUCACCCCUAGAAGUGGUGGUCACCUGAUGAAUCUGAAGUAUUAUGUUUCUCCUUAUGAUUUAUUUGAAGAAGGCACUGGAGUUCCCACCAUUCUGAAUGAGAAUAAUGUUCCUCGUUACCUAGGCAUGAAUGUGUGUGUUACAAUUGAGGGAACCUUAACUAUGAACAAACUUCCAAUUGCCCCUCUGAUUAUGGGGACUCAUCCUGUUGAUAACAAAGGGACACCCUCAUUCUCCUCAGUUACCAGUGCCAAUAGUGUUGAUUUGCCAGCUUGCUUCUUUUUGAAGUUUCCAAAACCUGUUCCUGUUUCUCAGGCUUUCAUUCAGAAACUUCAGAACUGCACCGGUAUCCCGUUGUUUGACACUCCUCCAUCAUAUGUCCCAUUAUAUGAGCUCAUCACACAGUUUGAGCUAUCCAAGGAGGAGGAGGAGGAUCUGUGUCCUUUAUACCAUAAUAUGCGCUUUUAUGCUGCCUUGCCAGGACAACAGCAUUGUUAUUUCCUCAACAAAGAUGCCCCAUUGCCAGAUGGACGAAGCCUUCAAGGAACACUGCUUAAUAAAAUUGCUUUCCACCAUCCUAGUCGAGUGCCUCUCAUUCUCAGUAUGAUCAGGCAUCAGGUGGCCUACAAUACACUAAUAGGCAGCUGUGUCAAGCGAACCGUUUUAAAAGAAGAUUCCCCUGGCAUCCUGCAGUUUGAAGUCUGCCCUCUUUCUGACUCCUGCUUCAGUGUAUCUUUUCAGCACCCUGUUAAUGACUCCUUAGUUUGUGUGGUAAUGGAUGUACAAGAUUCUACCCAUGUGAACUGCAAAUUGUACAAAGGGCUUUCUGAUGCACUCAUCUGCACAGAUGAUUUCAUUGCAAAGGUUGUUCAAAGGUGCAUGUCAAUUCCUGUGACUAUGAGAGCCAUAAGGAGGAAGGCAGAGACAAUCCAAGCAGACACACCAGCUUUGUCCCUCAUUGCUGAGACAGUUGAAGACAUGGUGAAGAAGAAUCUGCCACCUGCAAGCAGCCCAGGAUAUGGCAUGACUACUGGCAACAACCCAAUGAGUGGCACCACCACCCCAACCAGUACUUUCCCUGGCGGCCCCAUCUCCACUUUAUUCAGUAUGAGCAUGGGCAUCAAAGAACGGCAUGAUUCAGUGGGACAUGGGGAGGACUUCAGCAAAGUGUCUCAGAACCCCAUUCUUACAAGUUUGCUACAAAUCACAGGCAAUGUAGGCUCUACCAUUGGCUCUAGUCCCACUCCUCCACACCACACACCUCCCCCUGUGUCAUCUCCUGCAAGCAACACCAAAAACCAUCCAAUGCUUAUGAAUCUUUUGAAGGACAAUGCUGCUCAAGAUUUCUCAACUCUUUAUGGAAGCAGUCCACUUGAGAGACAGAACUCUUCCUCUGGCUCUCCAAGGAUGGAAAUGGGACCAGGGGGCAAUAAGCAAAAAAAGAAAAAAUCACGUGUGUUGGUGGAUAAACCAAAGCAUCAGACUGAAGAUGACUUUCAGAGAGAGCUGUUUUCUAUGGAUGUUGAUUCCCAGAACCCCAUAUUUGAUGUCAACAUGACCACUGACACCUUAGAUACUCCUCAUAUUACUCCAGCACCCAGUCAGUGCAGCACCCCUCCAACAACCUAUCCACAGUCUAUACCUCAUGCCCAAUCCAGUAUUCAGAGAAUGGUCCGGCUCUCCAGUUCAGACAGCAUUGGUGCUGAUGUUACAGAUAUUCUUUCUGAUAUAGCAGAAGAAGCAUCCAAACUGCCGAAUACCAAUGAAGAUUGUCCUCCUAUUGGGACACCAAUAAGGGACUCAUCCAGUUCAGGGCAUUCCCAAAGUGCCCUUUUUGAUCCAGAUGUUUUUCAGUCAAACAACAGUGAAAAUCCAUAUACUGAUCCAGCUGAUUUGAUUGCUGAUGCUACUGUAAGCCCAAACAGUGACUCUUCAAAUCAGUUCUUCCCAGAUGGAGUUGACUUCAACCCUGAUCUCCUGAACAGCCAGAGCCAAAGCGGUUUUGGAGAAGACUAUUUUGAUGAUAGCAGCCAGAGCGGAGACGCUGAUGACUUCAAGGGCUUUGCACCACAAACGAUAAGUACUCUGGGUGUGCAAGUACUGGGGGGAGAUGGAGGGGAGAGUAAGUUCAAGGCAAUCAGCCAAGCGGACACAGUCGACUUUAGUAUUAUCACAGCUACCAGCAAGGCUCUGGGAGCCUCUGAUGUAUUGGAGCAUCAUAGUGGAAGCCAGAGCCCCUUACUGAGUAUGGGAGAAUUGGGGAAAGAGAAAUCACAGAAGCGGGUCAAAGAGGGUAAUGGAUCUGGGAGUUCUUUAACGGGCCCUGGGCUGGAUGGCAAGGGUGGAAAACGCAAUCGCACCCCAUCCAGUGAUGGAAAGAGUAAAGAAAAGGUCCAGAAGCGGAGGAAGGUGGAGCCAGAAGGCAAGUCUCCUUCUCAUAGUACAUCCACCAGACCUUUCACCCCACCAGCAAGCACAGGUGGCUCAAAAUCUCCUGGAAGUUCAGGCAGGUCUCAAACACCCCCUGGGGUAGCUACUCCUCCCAUCCCUAAAAUCACCAUCCAGAUUCCCAAGGGAACAGUGACUGUUGGCAAACCUUCCCAUGGGCAAUACACAAGCAGUGGCUCAGUCUCUUCUUUGAGCAGCAAAAGUCAUCACAGUCAUUCCUCCUCCUCUUCUUCGUCCUCUUCGUCAUCGUCAUCCUCUUCGUCUUCCUCCUCGACAUCAGGCAAAAUAAAGAGCAGCAAGUCGGAUGGGUCUUCGGGGUCCAAGAUGAGCGGCAGCCUCUACUCAGGCCAAGGCAGCUCUGGUUCAGGUCAGUCCAAAAGCUCCACCCAAUCAGUGGGCAAGCCUGGGUCCUCCCCCAUCACAAAACACGGCCUCAGCAGCGGCUCUGGAGGUACCAAGAUCAAACCUCAAGGGAAGCCUUCGUCGCUUAUGAACCCUUCCAUGAGUAAACCAAACAUUUCUCCUUCUCAUUCUAGACCCUCGGGCGGUUCUGACAAGCUGGCCUCUCCGAUGAAACCUGUUCCAGGUACUCCCCCGUCAUCUAAAGCAAAGUCCCCUAUUAGUUCCGGCUCUGGAGGUUCACACAUUCCUGGGACAGGAUCAAGUUCAAGCAUGAAGUCAUCUUCAGGGAUGGGAUCUUCCAGUUCCAUGUCCCAGAAGCCGCCUCCUUCUUCAAAUUCUUCAAUGGGAUCUUCAUCUUCCUUUUCAUCCGGCAGCUCUUCCAUGUCUUCAUCUCAGAAUCAGCAUGGGAGUUCCAAAGGCAAGUCUCCAAGCCGAAACAAAAAGCCAUCUCUGACUGCUGUCAUUGACAAACUCAAACAUGGGGUGGUCACCAGUGGCCCCACAGGGGAAGAUUCAGUGGAUGGACAGAUGGUCCAGAAUUCCAGUUCAUCAGGCCACUCCAUGUCCUCCAAGCACAAUCUGUCAGGAAAUGAAUUGCAGGGGAAACGAGAAAGAACUGACAAGGAGAAAUCCAAAAUCCCUGCUUCAGGAGGUUCCACUGAAUCUUCCAAGAAAGCAUCUGAUUCAAAGAGUGUUGGAAGCACUGGAGUGGCCAAAAUCAUAAUUAGUAAACAUGAUGGCGGUUCUCCUAGUAUUAAAGCCAAAGUUACCUUGCAAAAACCUGGGGAAGGAAGUGGGGAUGGCUUAAGGCCUCAGAUGUCAUCUUCCAAAAAUUAUGGAUCACCCCUGAUAAGUGGAUCAACUCCAAAGCAUGAGCGUUGUUCUCCUAGCCAUAGUAAGUCACCUGCAUAUACACCCCAAAAUAUUGACAGUGAGAGUGAAUCUGGAUCAUCUAUAGCAGAAAAAUCCUAUCAGAAUAGCCCCAGCUCUGAUGAUGGAGUUAGGCCUCUUCCAGAAUAUAGCUCAGAAAAGCAUAAGAAACACAAAAAGGAAAAGAAGAAAGUGAAAGAUAAAGAUCGUGACAGGGAUCGUGACAAAGAGAGAGACAAAAAGAAAUCUCACAGCAUAAAGCCAGAAAACUGGUCUAAAUCUCCCAUCUCUUCAGAACAGUCCCUGUCUAUGACAAGCAGUGCCAUCCUUACAUCAGAUAGACCAUCUAGGCCCAGCCCUGAUUUCUUAAUUGGGGAGGAAGAUGAUGAUCUCAUGGAUGUUGCCCUGAUAAGGAAUUGAGAAUAUUUGUAAGUUGUACGUGUGUGGAAUGUUUAAUUUAUGUUUUUUUUUAAAAAAACAAAAUCAUUAAAAUUGUGAGCAUGGGUACAAGUAAAUCAUACCUGAUUUGGACAGCUAAUGAACUCUGUGUCUGUUUGUGACAGAGAUACACACAC
Molecule: messenger RNA, 5127 nt
Organism: Protobothrops mucrosquamatus (brown spotted pit viper)
Lineage: Eukaryota; Metazoa; Chordata; Lepidosauria; Squamata; Viperidae
Gene: MED1
Product: mediator complex subunit 1
Exons: 17
Coding region: 197-4972 (1591 amino acids)
Biological process (GO): regulation of transcription by RNA polymerase II; cellular response to thyroid hormone stimulus
Cellular component (GO): mediator complex
Molecular function (GO): nuclear vitamin D receptor binding; nuclear thyroid hormone receptor binding; nuclear retinoic acid receptor binding
Source: RefSeq, a predicted model, not a curated record